This is a messenger RNA of Hyla sarda, 6741 nucleotides long. RefSeq names its product synaptic vesicle glycoprotein 2C (gene SV2C). The record is from RefSeq and is a predicted model, not a curated record. Gene Ontology annotation, molecular function: transmembrane transporter activity. The transcript is spliced from 13 exons. Gene Ontology annotation, cellular component: membrane. NCBI's taxonomy places the organism in Eukaryota, Metazoa, Chordata, Amphibia, Anura, Hylidae. Bases 422 to 2587 code for a protein of 721 amino acids. Gene Ontology annotation, biological process: chemical synaptic transmission; transmembrane transport.
CCCACUCCACUCCCAGUGUUUCAAUUAUUGAUUACACACAAAUCUUCCCUCCCUGUUCAUUUCAUCCGUACGCCUUUACCUCUCCUCUUAUUCCGAACAAAAAAAGCAUGUGUGUAUGUGUGUGAGACACUUUCUGCCUUCUUUGUACUUCUUAUUCAGCACUGCAGCAGAAUAGAACUGCAGAGUAAGAUCCACCCAAUGUGCUAGUCUUCCCUAUUUGGUGGCCCAUUCAGCACUGAGAAGAGGACAGCUCCCCGCACUGAGAAAUCCUGUACUGCUGCGAAUGAGCGGAUAGGAGCAGGUGGACGAGAUGCAUACUUCAAAUUUGGUGUAAUACAUCAACUGUGUAAUAGAAUAGGCACCUAAUCUAUCACCCACAGAAGUCUGCAGCCAUUUGUGGAAUAUUAAGUGAUCCUACACAAUGGAAGAUAACUACAGAGACAGGACUUCACUAGUGAAAGGUGCAAAAGACAUAGCUAGGGAAGCAAAGAGACACACAGCCAAAACUGCACAUAAACCAAGAGAAGUAGAGCAUGAUGGAUAUGUUCACAGAGUCCAAGAUCACUUCCCAGAUGAAGAGGAGUACUAUACGCAUGGCAAUUACAAUGAAGAAGGCAACGAUGAUGAAGGCUCCAGUGAAGCAACAGAAGGACAUGAUGACGAUGAUGAAAUAUAUGAUGGGGAGUAUCAAGGAAUUCCUGGUCAAGGAAAAGAUGGCAUGGUGGCUCUAGGGCAGCCCAUUCCUGAUGAGUACAAGGCUCGCCAUGAGCUAGAGAGUGAACGGAAAGCUGACGAAGAAGAGUUGGCACAGCAAUAUGAACUCAUUAUUCAAGAAUGUGGGCAUGGCCGCUUUCAGUGGACCCUCUUCUUUGUGCUUGGCAUGGCUUUAAUGGCUGACGGAGUUGAGGUGUUCGUAGUUGGAUUUGUGCUGCCCAGUGCAGAAACCGAUAUGUGUAUACCAGAUUCUGGCUCAGGCUGGCUCGGUAGUAUAGUGUACCUGGGAAUGAUGGUUGGAGCAUUCUUCUGGGGAGGCCUAGCAGAUAAAGUGGGGCGGAAGCAAUCUCUCCUGAUCUGCAUGUCUGUCAAUGGAUUUUUCGCCUUCCUUUCCUCAUUUGUCCAAGGCUAUGGAUUAUUUCUACUCUGCCGAUUGCUUUCUGGAUUUGGGAUUGGUGGAGCCCUUCCAACUGCAUUUUCCUAUUUUUCGGAAGUUCUUGCAAGAGAAAAGCGAGGAGAACAUCUCAGUUGGUUGUGUAUGUUUUGGAUGAUUGGGGGAAUAUAUGCAUCAGCCAUGGCGUGGGCCAUAAUUCCACAUUAUGGAUGGAGUUUUAGUAUGGGAUCAGCCUAUCAAUUCCACAGCUGGAGAGUUUUUGUCAUUGUAUGUGCACUACCCUGUGUCUCUGCGGUUGUGGCUCUCACAUUUAUGCCAGAAAGUCCACGAUUUCUAUUAGAGAUUGGAAAACAUGAUGAAGCCUGGAUGAUCUUGAAACAAAUUCAUGACACAAACAUGAGGGCUCGCGGACAACCGGAGAAAGUAUUUACGGUCCAUAGAAUCAAGACUCCAAAACAAAUAGAUGAGCUUAUUGAAAUUGAGACAGACACAGGAACUUGGUACAGAAGAGGCUUUGUAAGAGUUCGCACCGAACUGUAUGGUAUCUGGUUAACGUUCAUGAGAUGCUUUGAUUAUCCUGUCAAAGAAAACACCAUCAAGCUGACAAUAGUUUGGCUCACGCUGUCUUUUGGCUACUAUGGGUUAUCCGUCUGGUUCUCGGACGUCAUUAGACACCUGCAGGCCGAUGAAUAUGCAUUGAGAGUCAAAUAUUUCAAUGGAGAAAAUAUUUCAAACUACAAUUUCAACUUUACUUUGGAAAAUCAAAUCCAUAAAAGUGGAGAAUUCAUCAAUGACAAGUUCACUUCAAUGAAGUUUAAGUCUGUAGUGUUUCAAGAUUCUUUGUUCGAAAGAUGUUACUUUGAAGAUGUGACGUCACUGAACACCUACUUUCGGAAUUGCACUUUCAUACAGUCACAUUUUGUAAACACAGACCUUGAAAAAUACAAGUUCACUGAUAGCGAAUUGGUAAACUGCACAUUUCAGGAUCCAAAGGUGGGAUGUCAGAUCACAUUUGAUGAUGACUACAGUGCCUACUGGAUCUAUUUUGUGAAUUUCUUGGGAACACUUGCUGUCCUUCCAGGCAACAUUGUGUCGGCUCUUUUGAUGGACAAAAUCGGCAGAUUGACAAUGCUGGGGGGUUCUAUGGUGCUCUCUGGCAUUAGCUGUUUCUUCCUCUGGUUCGGUACCAGUGAGUCCAUGAUGGUGGGAAUGUUGUGUGUCUACAAUGGUCUUACAAUUUCUGCUUGGAAUUCUUUGGACGUAGUGACUGUGGAGCUGUACCCAACAGACAAGAGAUCUACAGGUUUCGGCUUUUUGAAUGCACUAUGUAAGGCGGCAGCAGUUCUCGGAAACUUAAUAUUCGGUUCACUUGUGGGAAUCACUAAAGCCAUACCUAUUCUUCUAGCCUCAGCCGUCCUUGUAUGUGGAGGUCUGGUGGGACUUCGGCUGCCAGACACAAGAAACCAGGUGUUGAUGUAAAUGGGAUCAAAAGCCAUUUCGGAUACAAUUAUUUUUUGUAUUCCCUGAAAAAAACAAAAGCAAAAAACAAAAAAAGGAUAAAAUACUCAACAUUUCAUUGAGAAGCCAGAACACAUCUUGUUAACACAAUGUACUGUAGAUGUCUUUGCUGUGCUGUGUGUGUAGAACUAGCGUUUUCCAAAUGAUUUUCAUUUAUUUUGCUUCUUCCAUAGCGUUUACAUUGGAUGAUGCUUUUUAUUUCCUACGUGUUUGGUUUUGGUUGGUCAGUUCAACAUUGGCCGAGUUAAAUGCACUCAGAAACCAGGCGCUUAUACUGAGCAAGUUAUAAGACCACAGGAAUAAUGCCAAAGAUCAGUCCAAAACAUGGUUCUACCAGUUGUGUCUCAUCAAAAUAAUGUCUGUGCCUGUAUGUUUUUCUGCCCAUUCAGAAUUACUUGUGUCCAAAUAUCACAGCAAGUAUUAUAUAAGCUAUAAUCAUUAUUGUUUCAAUACUUAAUACACAUAAUACACAAAUGAGUGACCCUAUAUAUUCUAAUCUGUGGCCAAUCUGAAGCAAAGAUAAGCAGCCAUGUGCCAUAAAUGGAUAUUUCUAUAUUUAGAGCAGUAAGGCUGGCCCUGAGUGAAAAUGUUUAAUACAUAAGAGUAUAAUCCCUACUUCCCACCAAGAACUUUAUAUUUGCAAAGGCAACAACCCACAGGGCCUCUUGCAUCUGGGAUAUGAUUGGCUGUUAUGAGCUCUCAUAGAUGAGGCUUACAAUAUAUCAAACUUGUACUUAUACAUAUUUUAAAAAAAUGAAUACAAAAAAAUAAAAAUAAAUAUAUAUAUAUAUAUAUAUAUAUAUAUAUAUAUAUGAAAAGUGUAUAAAGAUGUUGAAAGUUGAGACAAAGGAAAGUAGACACCAAGGUGUAACUUAUACUGCAAAAUGUUGAACGCUGCUUUAAAGGGGUUGUCCCAAAUGUAAAAGUUGUCCCCUAUCCACAAGAUAAUAAUAAUUACAAGCUGAUCAGUUGGGGUCCAGCACGAAUACUCGUCCAUCACUUUAUUCACUCUCUAUGGCACUUCCAGACAUUGCCAAGCACUGAACUUUAAGGGGAACUAAGCUGCAGUAACCCAGAUUGGCCACUACGCAAUGUAUGGAGCAUUGCAGUUCAGGCUCUGUUCACUGCACAUGUCGGCACCAGUGCUCGGCACUCCACCUAUCUGAUAUUCAUGAUCCCUGCUAAACAUAGGUGGUAAGUCACCAGCAUGUACCGUCCCUUUAUACUAUUUCUACAAUAGGUUACAUAUUAUGAAAUAUAUUAUGCAAUAUCUAUUUAUGCAAUCUAUUUAAAUUACAAGCUAGAGUUAUUAAUAUAAAUAGUUUCUUAUUACUUUAUAUUUAAAACUAUAUAAAAAAAAAUUAAAUAAGCUGCUUUCAUUGGGUGUGCAUAAAAAAGAUCUCUCUCUAUAUCUUAUAGUAUUUUUCUGAUUUGGACCUGUAAAUCCCCUGUAAAUAUUUAACAUGUAUGAUGUAGGAUUUUUUCACUUGCUUUGGCCGUGUAAAGGAAACCAUGAUAUUUAGAGGUCUGGAUAAAAUAUGUAAGCCAGGUUGCUCCUGCUUCCAGAUAUACUGGAUAAUAACACAUAAUGUAAAUGCCUACAAAAGUUUCCCUUUAUCUCUUGCCAUACCCACAGUACAGACCAUCAAUGUCUGAUAGGUGGUGGUCCUACCUCUAUGACCAGCAGCACCAGUGGCCACAUCCAGUUAGUCCUUGACUGGAUGUGGCCACCUUUAGCUUCCAAAGUUAGGAACCCCAGCCUAUCAGACAUUUGUCAUACCUCUGGGAGCAAAGCAGGAACAAAGCCUGCUUUGUUCCCGGAGGUAUGUCCGCUGUUUAAUGCUGUUUACCUAGCGUGGAGUGGCUGCAGAGACCUUGUCUUCCUUCGCAUGUUACCCCAUGGUUGUACUUGGAUUGGAGUACAACCGCUCAUGGUAAGCACAAUCCACACUGAGCGUUACCAUAUACUGAGGGUAAUACACAGAUGAGCACAUCCUGUUCUUUUGCUUUUCAGUUAUCAGACAUUUUGGCAAGGUAACGGUAAAGAUAGGAAUCCCUUUUAAUAUCAAAUAAGGUUUCCAAGAUGACAUAAUAUUUAAAAAAUGAAAUAAAUAACUAAACCCCCAUAUUCUCCACCACCAUUUUGUUCUUGCUGGCUGCUCUCCAUUGGCUGCAUCCAUUGUAAACAUUGACCACAACAUGAUGUGCUGUCUAUGUGAAUCCAUGUGUAUGUGGUCUCAUAGCAGUCUUACUCUUAGUAACUGCUAUGUUAUCACUUGUACUUGACAUCUGAAGUACAGGACAUCAUGCUGCAGUCAGUUUAUACCAGAAAGGUGGUCCAUGGACUAGGAAUUGCUCCUUUAGAUAUAUAGGUAAUUUUUUUUAUUUCAUUUUUAAAUUUUUUGUUUCUGUAUUUAUUUUGGUUUUUUUUUAAUUCAAGAAAUGCUUUGCUCACCCAAUGCUACAGCUUCCAUGUAGAUAAAAGAGGGCGCACAGACAAUUUCGUAGACAGCAAUCUCAUAUCAUUUCAAAAUACUGAGGAAAAAAAAAGGUCCAGCAUCACCUGAAAUAAAACAUUUUCUUUAUUUCACUUUUAUUUCACUAUGCAUUUUGAGAACCUUCAAGAACCAUGAAAAGGAUUUAUCAUUGUUUUUAGAGCUGUUUUUGUGUAUAUAUUUAUCUCACAGUUGGCGCUGCGCAGUGUCUCAGACUCUUUUUUGAGACUUUUUGGUUUACACUUUCUUUUCUUUUUUCUUUUUUAUUGUGUGUAUGAACCAGCGGUUAGGCUUUUGCAGUGGUAAUGAAUUUAUCAACUUGGACUUUUUUUUUAAAAGUCAUACAUUUUCAAGCAAAAAACACCAAAAAGUCUCAAAAAUACACCAACACAGACCUAGCUUUGAUUUUUAGUGUGUGUGUAGACCAGAAUUUCAGAUAAUGUGCACCUGCACAUUACCAGCACACAAAAAAAGGUGUCCAAAAUGCUUCACCUCCAAUGAUGAAUGCCCCCAUUUUUCUUACAUUCUGAUCAUAUUUUAAAUGAAGAAAUAAACCCAAAUUUGUAUUUAAAGUGAUGCUGGAUUUGCCAAUAUUAUGGAACCCGAGGUUUACUUGAGAUUUUCCAACUUUGCUUGGGUCUUUGUACAUGGUAUUUGUAUCCUGCGUGUCAAUUUCUGUGUUCUGUACCUUGGUCAAGUUAACCUGACAAUUCACAAACAUUGUUUAUUUCUGUUCCCUUGUACAGUCACAACAAGGCAAAGAUAUUUUUUUAAUCGCAAACCGAUGUUACUCUGAGCCAUAGAACUACUAAACCUAGUAGAAAAUUGUUUACUUGUUUCCAACAACAUAGGAUUUGUAGGUUUGCCUUUCCUCUAAGAAUCACUUCUGCGAGGUUCAUACUGAUAUUUACUAUUCCAGCUCUGCAUCCAAGUAAGCAAGCUUCACCAAGCGCCAUGUUCCCUAAUGUAUGUACCAGCAUGAUGUGUGGAUUCAAAAACUCUCAUUAUUUUUUUGUCUGUUGGAGUGGACUCGUCAAUGACCGGGGGCUAUGUAUGUCCUCACUAGAGAUAUGUUAGUGAUCAGUGCUAAGAUGGAGGCCUACUCAAAAUGUAUGUAGACGUGACUGAUACCCAUCACUGGACUUAACCAUUCUGCGAAACAUUCUGUUCCGAGAAGUAAAGAGCCAUUAAGAAGCUGGAAUCUUCCAUUAUGAAAAUAUUAGCGUGUGGUUAUAAAACCCUUUAAGUGCAAGGAAUACUGCUGGCCUAAUGUUUAGGUCAGUCACCCUACUUGUGGUCAGCCAGACCUGCCUGCUUCUUGUUUAAGUGUUACAGUUGUGAACCCAUUGUCCUGUAUGCUAACGCUAAAUGUGUCCAGUUGCCAAACAAACCCAACCUUUCUACAGAUGUUUCAUAAGCCGGUGCUGUGUGUACAAUUGUGAAAGGGCAUGCUCUAUGUCACAUGACCGUAUGUACAUGAAAGUAUCCCAUGUGUAUAAGUUUUCCCAACAAACAUCCAUUUUACUUGUAAUUAAACACAAAGAUAUUUAAUGAAGAGCAAACUGAGAAAAGAGUAUUUUUCCUUCUGCUAUAUACAAAUAAAGAUUGAUACUAUAAUGA